GUGCGUUAGCGUCCACAGCUAUGAUGUCACCCACGCUAGGAGUAUAAAGGUGCUGCAAAUGAGUACAACUGGCUACUCAAACCCAAGUCUUUGGACUAUGAACAGACUCAUAUUUGUGGUUUUCCUGUUGGCGCUGCUCUGUCUCUGCAAAGGAGGUAACCCUUGCUGCUCAGAGCCAUGCCAGAACAGGGGCAUAUGCACAGCACUAGGAACAGAUGAUUACGAGUGUGACUGCACUCGCACAGGUUUCUAUGGACAGAACUGCACAACACCUGAGUUCCUCACACGGAUCAAGCUGACCUUGAAGCCAUCACCCAACACUGUCUACUACCUUCUCACCCACUUCAAGGGCUUCUGGAACAUCAUCAACAACAUCUCUUUUCUCCGGGAUACCAUCAUGAGAUAUGUGCUGACAUCCCGCUCCCACAUGAUUGAUAGUCCUCCAACUUACAAUGCGGAUUAUGGUUACAAAAGCUGGGAAGCCUAUUCCAACCUCUCAUACUAUACGCGCACUCUCCCUCCUGUACCAGAGGAUUGCCCAACCCCCAUGGGAGUAGUAGGUAAAAAAGAGCUACCUGAUGCUAAACUUUUGGCCGAGAAGCUCCUGGUGAGGAGGCAGUUUAUCCCGGACCCGCAGGGCAGCAGUCUGAUGUUUGCAUUCUUUGCACAGCAUUUCACUCACCAAUUCUUCAAAUCUGAUAUGAAGAAAGGACCUGCAUUCACCGCGGCUAAAGGCCAUGGGGUGGACCUCAGCCACAUUUAUGGAGACGACCUGGAGAGGCAACACAAGCUUAGACUCUUCAAAGACGGCAAACUUAGACAUCAGAUUGUGAAUGGAGAGGUUUACCCCCCAACAGUGAAGGAAGUAGGUGUCGACAUGAUCUACCCUCCUCAUGUCCCCGAAUCUCACCGAUUUGCCGUGGGUCAUGAGGCGUUUGGCCUGGUCCCUGGUCUGAUGAUGUACGCCACCAUUUGGCUGCGGGAACACAACCGGGUGUGUGAUGUGCUGAAGGAGGUGCACCCGGACUGGGAUGAUGAAAGACUCUUCCAGACAUCACGGCUCAUCCUGAUUGGUGAGACCAUAAAGAUUGUGAUCGAGGACUACGUGCAGCAUCUCAGCGGCUAUAACUUCAAGCUCAAGUUUGACCCCGAGCUGCUCUUCAAAGAGCGUUUCCAGUACCAGAACCGCAUAUCUUCAGAGUUCAACACACUUUACCACUGGCACCCACUGAUGCCCGAUUCUUUCCACAUUGAGGAGAAGGAUUACAGUUACAAGCAGUUUGUCUUCAACACCUCUGUAGUGACUGAGCACGGCAUCAGCAACCUGGUGGACUCAUUUACCAAGCAGAUUGCUGGACAGGUUGCUGGUGGUCGCAAUGUUCCUGCACCUAUCUUGUACAUAUCCAUUAAGGCGAUAGAGCACACCAGACAAAUGCGUUACCAGUCUAUGAAUGCCUACAGGAAACGAUUCAACAUGAAGCCCUACAGCUCUUUCGAGGACCUGACAGGAGAGACUGAAAUGGCAGCACUGCUGGAGGAGAUGUAUGGGCAUGUCGACGCUGUGGAGCUCUACCCCGGCCUGCUUGUGGAAAAACCCAGGCAGAAUGCCAUCUUUGGGGAGAUCGUUGUGGAGAUGGGGGCCCCUUUCUCCCUCAAGGGCUUAAUGGGGAACCCCAUCUGCUCCCCGGAGUACUGGAAGCCCAGCACCUUUGGAGGAAAAGUCGGAUUUGACAUCGUCAACACAGCCUCGCUGCAGAAACUCGUCUGCAACAACGUGCAAGGCCCCUGUCCUGUGGCGUCUUUCAGUGUGCCAAACAUUAAAGAGACGGAGCCCAUGAUCACCAACUCGAGCACGUCCCACUCAAGCGGCAGUGACAUCAACCCUACGGUUAUUUUGAAAGAAAAGACGUCUGAGCUCUAAUUUUAUCUUUCACUGGGGGAUCUUUUUAUGUAUUUAUAUGUAUAUAUGUAUAUAUAUAUAUAAAUGUUAUAUAUACUUAGAGAAAGAGGGAUCUUUGUAAUGGAGAGUGAAAUAUUGGGGUUGCCAGUUCUGUAAACCACAAAGGUUGUGUUGCAAUGAAAUUACUUUAUGUCAUACCUGUAGCCUGAUGUGUCAGUACAAAGGUUUGUACUCAUACUACAUAUUGCUGCAGUGAUUACAAUUGCCUACUCUGGCGUGGUUUUUUGUUUUUGGGACUUCUUUUUGGGAAAAUGGGACUUUUCAUUUGUUUAUCUUUGACUUGUCUUUGGUUGGGGGUCUUCUGUAGCUGAUGGUUGGUUCAUCUGGUUAAGCCUUUCUUAGACUUUAUUAUG
Molecule: messenger RNA, 2313 nt
Organism: Solea solea (common sole)
Lineage: Eukaryota; Metazoa; Chordata; Actinopteri; Pleuronectiformes; Soleidae
Product: prostaglandin G/H synthase 2-like
Exons: 10
Coding region: 59-1921 (620 amino acids)
Biological process (GO): response to oxidative stress; cyclooxygenase pathway
Cellular component (GO): neuron projection; cytoplasm
Molecular function (GO): peroxidase activity; prostaglandin-endoperoxide synthase activity; oxidoreductase activity, acting on single donors with incorporation of molecular oxygen, incorporation of two atoms of oxygen
Source: RefSeq, a predicted model, not a curated record